GGCAGUGGUGGCGGGAGGCCCAGUCCGGAGCGCCAUAGUCAAGGAUGUCAAAGAUACAACACUGAAUUCUUCCCAGCCAGCCAGCAGCGGUGCAUCAAUGACAUGGCCAAAAGCAAUUCUGUGGGCCAGGACACCUCUAAGGACUCGGAGGGGGAAAUGAUCUUUGCUGCAGAGAGCAAUUGCCUGCCUCAGGAAGGUGAUGCCGAAGUAAGACUGGGCUCGUCGGGAUCCGCUCUGCCUGCCAGGAAGCGGUCUCGGUCCUUUGAGGACGACAGGAAUCAAGGGACAGGGGCCAGUCAGUGGGAUGGGGUUUCUAAAAAGACUCCACAGCAUCGUUUGUCCCUGUCGUGCGCAAGACCCAGGGAAGCCAGGCAAGAAGCCGAGGACUCUCUGUCACGGCGCUCCGCAGAGUCUGGAGAACCUGGCCAAGAAGUGGAGGACAUUGGUCCUGAUCCCAUUCCUGACUCUUACUAUGGGCUUCUUGGGACCUUGCCCUGCCAAGAACCCCAGAGCCACACAUGUAGCCUGCCCAGUGAAGUCCUCAGGCACAUCUUUGCCUUCUUCCCCGUGGGAGAUCUCUACUGGAAUGUGAGCCUAGUGUGCCACCUUUGGAGAGAGAUCAUCAGUGAUCUGCUGUUCAUUCCUUGGAAAAAGCUGUAUCAUCGAUACCUGAUGAAUGAAGAGCAAGCUGUGAGCAAAGUGGAUGGCAUCCUGUUGAACUAUGGUAUUGAGAAGGAGUCAGACCUUUGUGUGCUGAACCUCAUCUGCUAUACGGCCACGACGAAAUGCUCCCCCAGCGUGGACCCUGGACGGGCGCUGUGGAGUCUGAGGGACCACCUCCUCCUUCCUGAGGCAGAGGCAUGCGUGCGUCAGCACCUCCCUGAUCUCUAUGUGGCAGCUGCCGGUGUCAACGUGUGGGCUCUGGUAGCGGCCAUCGUCCUGCUGUCCAGCAGCAUGAAUGACAUCCAGCAGCUGCUGUUCUGCCUCCAGAGGCCCAGCUCCACCGUGACCAUGCCAGACAUCACUGAGACCCUGUAUUGCAUCACUGUGCUUCUCUACACCAUGAGGGAGAAGGGGGUCAACAUCAGCAACCAGAUUCACUACAACAUUUUCUAUUGCCUGUAUCUUCAGGAGAAUUCCUAUACUCAGGCCAGACAAGUUAAAGAGGAACCAUCAGUUUGGCCAGGCAAGAAAACAGCCAUCCAACUUACACAUGAACAACAGCUGAUUCUGAGCCACAAGAUGGAACCUCUCCAGGUGGUAAAGAUUAUGGCAUUUGCAGGCACCGGGAAGACCUCUACCCUGGUCAAGUAUGCUGAGAAGUGGUCUGAGAGCAGGUUUCUGUAUGUGACAUUCAACAAGAGCAUCGCAAAGCAGGCCGGGCUAGUCUUCACCAGCAAUGUCAUCUGCAAAACCUUUCAUUCCAUGGCCUAUGGACACGUCGGGCGGAAGUAUCAAUUAAAGAAGAAAUUGAAUCUCUUCAAGUUGACCCCCUUCAUGGUCAAUUCUGUCCUCGCUGAAGGGAAAGGUGGAUUCAUAAGGGCCAAGCUAGUAUGUAAGACUUUAGAAAAAUUCUUUGCCUCGGCCGACGAGGAGCCGACUAUUGAUCACAUGCCUAUCUGGUGUAAGAACAGCCAAGGACAGAGAGUCAUGGUUGAACAGAGUGGGAAGCUGAAUGGUGUCCUUGAAGCCAGCCGACUCUGGGACAACAUGCGGAAGUUGGGAGAAUGCAAAGAAGAGGCUUACCAAAUGACUCAUGAUGGCUAUUUGAAACUCUGGCAGCUAAGCAAGGCUUUGCUUGCCUCUUUUGAUGCCAUCUUUGUGGAUGAGGCCCAGGACUGUACCCCAGCUAUCAUGAACAUAGUUCUGUCUCAGCCAUGAGGGAAAAUCUUUGUAGGGGACCCACAUCAACAGAUCUAUACCUUCUGUGGUGCAGUCAAUGCUCUGUUUACAGUCCCUCACACGUACGUCUUCUAUCUCACACAGAGUUCCAGGUUUGGCGUGGAAAUAGCAUAUGUGGGAGCUACUAUCUUGGAUGUCUGCAAGCCAGUAAGGAAAAAGACUUUGGUUGGAGGAAACCAUCAGAGUGGCAUUAGAGGUGAUGCCAAAGGCCAAAUGGCCCUGUUGUCCCGGACCAAUGCCAAUGUGUUUGAUGAGGCUGUGCGGGUGACUGAAGGAGAAGUCCCUGAGAGGAUACAUCUGAUUGGGGGGUUAAUCCAAUCCUUUGGAUUGGACAGAAUCAUUGAUAUCUGGAUCCUUCUUCAGCCGGAGGAAGAACGGAAGAAACAGAACCUCGUUAUUAAAGACAAGUUUAUUAGAAGAUGGGUGCACAAAGAAGGCUUCAGUGGCUUCAAGAGGUAUGUGACUGCAGCCGAGGACAAGGAGCUGGAAGCCAAGAUUGCAGUCGUUGAGAAGUAUAACAUCCGGAUUCCAGAACUGGUGCAGAGGAUAGAGAAGUGCCACAUAGAAGACCUGGACUUUGCAGAGUACAUCUUGGGCACUGUGCACACCAAAGGCUUGGAGUUUGACACCGUGCAUGUGUUGGAUGAUUUUGUGAAAGUGCCUUGUGCCAGGCACAACCUCACGCAGCUGCCCCACUUCAGAGUCGAGUCGUUUUCUGAGGAUGAAUGGAAUUUACUGUAUGUUGCAGUAACCCGUGCCAAGAAGCGUCUCAUCGUGACCAAAUCCUUGGAGAACAUUUUGACUUUACCUGGGGAGUACUUCCUCCAAGCAGAGCUGACCAGUAAUGUCUUGAAGACCGGAGUGGUGUGCUGCUGAGUGGGGCAGUGCAACAAUUCCAUCCCCGUGGACACCGUGCUCACCAUGAAGAAGCUCCCCAUCACUUACAGCAACAGGAAGGAAAACAGGGGUGGCUACCUCUGCCACUCCUGUGCGGAGCAGCGCAUCGGGCCCUUGGCCUUCCUGAUGGCCUCCCCUGAGCAGGUGCACUCCAUGGAAUGCACCAUUGAGAACAUAGUGCUGCCCAGACACGAAGCCCUGCUCUUCCUUGUCUUCUGAAAGCCAAGAGGAGCUUUCUCCACGGUAUAGAAUGCCUUGUGUGGACUCGAGUUACUUGAAGAAAGCCAGUGUGGGGUAGGGUUCUCACUCAGCUGAACUCUGAAUUCACUCACAGAGCAUUUUUUGAGGAAUACGAAGCCAACAAGAGUUGGACCUGCCAUUUCUCCAUUCCCUGUAGGUAGCCAGUUCCCACUGCCCCUGCUCUAUGCGCAUCAGGCUGGGGGUGCGGGGGAUGUUCUUUUGAUAAAAAAACAUUUUAUGUAUUUAAACUUUUAUUACAAGAUUUCAAUUAAACAGGCAUUGUAGCACU
Messenger RNA from Mirounga angustirostris (Northern elephant seal), 3328 nucleotides. RefSeq names its product F-box DNA helicase 1-like. Gene Ontology annotation, cellular component: nucleus. NCBI's taxonomy places the organism in Eukaryota, Metazoa, Chordata, Mammalia, Carnivora, Phocidae. Gene Ontology annotation, biological process: replication fork processing; double-strand break repair via homologous recombination. The record is from RefSeq and is a predicted model, not a curated record. Gene Ontology annotation, molecular function: ATP binding; hydrolase activity; DNA binding.